ACACAUCAGUUUCGGUUUAUAGCAAAAAAAAAACUAACAACAUAAAGAAAAUUUUCACGAAAUUUUGGUAUUUUUUCCCACUAGUAAAAUAAUUUCUAGACAUUUAUAAAUCUAUUUUCAGUUUUUAAAUCAUAGAAAAUCACAGGAACAUGGUAAAACAGUGAAAAAUUCACCGGAGUCGUAUCUAAGCAUGCUGGAUCCAGCAAAAAUCGCCAACAUGCCAUUUGAGCUAGAUAUUAUUAUUAAUAGAUAACUGCAGAUGACAGAAGAGUCAAGAAAAUUAAAUGAAACUCGUUUGGGGGCCAAAUAGCCAAGUUCAAGAGAACAGGGGCCAAAAACUAAGCACAACUUUUUUUAGGUUCAAGAAAAUAAUUCUCUGUAUACAAAUUUCUCCUACUGAAAGCUGACGCGUGUUAGUGAGAAUAAACUUCACAACUCGAUGUCUUACAGCUACCACACCAGUUGCAAGAAAGCCCCUUUGGUUGGGCCAUUUUUCAAAGGUAGAAAAUAUCGUUUACCUUUGCCUAGAUCUUCAAAGCACCAUUGAAACAAUAUUAUGACUUCUUUUGGGCACAAUAUAGUAUACUAUAUUAAAGUUCUCUAGUGAAUUUCAACUCAAGUGAAUUUUAAAACGAUAAAAGGGACAAAAUUUAAGGGAUAUAAACUUCAUUUUAUUAUUAUCAAUGCAGAAGGCUAGAAAUUUGUUGAGAACUCCAAGCAGCAUUUUAUUCUACACACCAACAAAAGGUUCAAUUUUUUUUGUGGCUAAUUGGAAUUUAUUUUGAAUGUCGAGAACGUAGCAUUUCUUUGCAAAUAUCACCUAUUGAAUGGCGUUUUCACCCUUUGUUUUGGCGACUGGGUUUUAUUCUUUAAAUUUCCACAGACGGUGAGUAAUUUUGUAACAUCGAUAAAUACAAAAAAUACAUACUUUUUUUUAAAAAAAAAUCACGCCACAGGAGGCUAGUAUUUGGGCUUUAAAGUGGCUUCGGCAGCCCAUCUUUUAGAUUUCGGCCCGUAAAUACACCUCCACUGCUACACGGUCCCCGAGACAGACGGCGCCUUGGUCUGCCGCCGCCGUGAGGCGAAACUCGCUCACCCACCAAUUCGCCGGCGCCCGCUCCGCUCCCCUCCGCCGCCUCGACCACCAAGGCGACGACACGAUGCUGCGGAUCUUCCGCUUCCUCCCCUCCGCCUCCAGGAGAGGUUUUGAUCUAAAAGAACCUCUUUGGAGUGGUUCGUUGACAUUCAUACAAGCUGUCUCAACUUCAGCAGGAAAUCUUGAUGAGAACCUGUCUGGUAAAAAGUUUGCAAGCUAUACUGUGUUCAAGGGAAAGGCUGCACUUUCUAUUCAUCCUAUACUGCCAAGUUUCAGCAAAAUGGAAUCUGGAGGAUCUCGGAUGAACAGAAAUGGAUCAGUAAUGUUGACCUUCUUUCCUGCUGUUGGACAAAGGAAGUAUGACUAUACAAAGAAACAGCUUUUUGCUCUGUCACCUACUGAAGUUGGAAGCUUGAUAAGUCUUGGGCCUGCUGAAUCCUGUGAGUUUUUCCAUGAUCCAUCCAUGAAAUCAAGUCAUGAAGGACAGGUGAAAAAAUCGCUGUCGAUUACUCCCCUUGGCAGUGACAGUGGAUACUUCGUUAAUAUAACCGUUCUGAACAACAUGCAGAAGACUACUGAUCGUCUUUCAGUCCCUAUCACAAAAGCUGAGUUUGCGGUGAUGCGCACAGCACUGAGUUUUGCGUUGCCACACAUCAUGGGCUGGGAUCAGGUGCUGACGCACCAUCCAGCUCCCCCAGCUAGCAGCAAGCCCAGGGUGGAGCGUCCACACCCGGAUUCUGAAUGGGAAAGGUGAACCUCCUUUUAGCAGCUAAUAUGGAGGAUUUUGGGCAUCACUAGAGAAUUGCUGCUGCAAAGUUUGGAACAUUGGUGUGUGAUGACUGUAUCUCCUUCCUGAUCGAUUCAGAACACUGUGUUAGAUUUCUGGAACUUUAGAUUGACGACCAGAUGAAGCACAAUGGACCAUUGUGUUUGUUCAGUCCAUGUGUAACUUCACCAUGCCUACUAAGUGCAUGUUUCUAGUCGAGUGAGCUGGUAGCACUUGCCGGUUCCUGUGAA
Panicum virgatum (switchgrass) is the source of this 2113-nucleotide messenger RNA. Its product is annotated as single-stranded DNA-binding protein WHY2, mitochondrial-like. Bases 1161 to 1850 code for a protein of 229 amino acids. Gene Ontology annotation, biological process: defense response; regulation of DNA-templated transcription. The record is from RefSeq and is a predicted model, not a curated record. Gene Ontology annotation, molecular function: single-stranded DNA binding. Lineage: Eukaryota; Viridiplantae; Streptophyta; Magnoliopsida; Poales; Poaceae. The transcript has 8 exons.